GAUGAAUACAGACAGUGAGCGCGGCAGUGCCAUCGUCUCCGAUCACUUGAUGCUGACCGACCACUCUCCGCCCACCGCCCGGCGCCGCCCCCAGCGGCACUUGGGAGGAGGCAGGGAUACCUCGGAGCUGAGUUUCCAAUAUAGUGACCGUACAGUAUGAAAAGAAAAGAAGUGCCCAUUUUUCAGAUGCCCAAGUUUGUUCUGUGAAACAGUGUUUUACUGUGAAAAAUGAAAAAAUCUUUCUGGACACCUUAAAUGUAGUUGAUGGACUUAGAAAAAUGCUUUGUUUGAGGCAAGUUUGCUUGUUUGCACUGAGACAUUACCAAGCCCGAACUCUGAGCAGCGAUGUGCUUCUGAGCCAGAUAAAUAAUUGUACCCAUGAAGAUGAAGUGUUCAGCCUUGUUGGCAGGAACAAGGCCAGGCUUUCUGAAAAGCAUGUGGGAAUUGCCUUGAACGUGCUAUGGCAGUUACAGAAGAAGAAGCCACUUCUCUUAAGGACUUCUGACUAUAUAAGAAAUCACUCCCAGUUUCUAACUCUUUGCUUUUUAGCAGAAAACAAAGUAGAACACAUGGAUAAUGAGGCUAUAGUGGACACUCUGUAUAGUAUACUGAGGCUCAACGUGGAAAGCCAUGAUUCACUGGCAGGAGUGCUCAUCACAGAAGCAUGGAAGAGAUUAGAAAGCCUUAGUUUACCAGCUUUGUCUAAAUUUGCACUGUGUUUACACAAGCAGCGUGGACAUUUUAGUCCCCUAAUUGGCAAAAUAGCACAUCUUGUGGACUUGAAACUGGAUUCUAUACAGGAUAUACGGAUCUUGUCAGUUUUGAUGAUCUGCAUAUCUGAUGUUAUCUCACGGAGUUUUCAAGGCCGAUUAGUACAGAAGGUGGAUCAGCUACUAGGAGAAGAAGUCCACUUCAACUACGCCAAAAGAAUUGUACAAUUUCUUCAACUUAAUAAACUGACACAUCCUCCAUUGCUAGAAAAAUGCAACAAGAUUUUCUUGAAAAGCACCGCUCAUCUUGAUUUAGACAAUAUAACUCUUAUUUUUGGACUAUAUGACCAGCUGGGUUUUGAUAAUGCAGAAUUCCGUUUGUUUGCUAAACAGCUACUGUCUGAAUCAAUAGAGAAUUGUCAUGACCCUGAAGCCUUCACAAAAUUAUUUUUUGUUCUUGGGCCUAUGGCUGGGUCCGAGAUAAGAGAAAGGUUGCUAGCAACUGCAGCACUCAUCGCAGAAGGAUUUAACAGUCAUCAGGCAUUAGUGAUACUGAAGACAAUGCAGAAAAUGAAAUGUAGACAUUCUCACCUGCUUGAAAAAAUGGUUUCUGUUCUGCACAGACACUUGGAUAGUUAUCAUGUAUUGCAGUUGGUAAAGUUAACACAGUGCUUGGUGUUGUUGCAUUGCCAUGAUCAGGAGUUGUUUGGCAAGCUGAAAAUGUUGUUAUUCGGUUUUCUAAAAUCUAGCGUCAUACCUGCUGAUACUGCUGCAAUAAUUCGCACGUUGGCUAUGCUUCCAUCCUCUCAAGUGGAGGAAAUCAUUAUAAACAAAGCAACAGCAGUUCUACCUCAAUGUAGGCUCCAGGACAUCAGUUGCAUUGCUACAGCUCUUGUCAAAUGGAAUCAUUAUGACACUAUGCACUGGCAAAACACUUCUGAGCUACAUGUAAAGCUUCUGCAAAAGCUAAAUGACUGGGGAUUUCAGAGGCUUCAGGAAGCCAGGAACUUAAACCUCCUGUUGGAAGAACUCACACAUGUGAAUGGAGGGUGGCUGCAGGAAGUCAUCAGUGAGGAGACUGUGGCUGCAUGUCAACGUUUGAUAGAUCAAGUAACAUGGGAAAACGUGUUACAGUUGUCUGUUUUUCUCAUAAAAACAAACUACUGUUGUCCUUCGUUACUUGACAGAAUAGCAUCUGUGACUGUUCAAAAUAUAAACAAGAUCCACCCCCUGGAAAUGUAUUUCAUUGUCUAUCUCUUCUCUGUUUUGAACUAUGAUCCUCCUGCCAAUGAAGAGUUCUUUCAGAGCUGUAUCCAACAUCUGACUUCUAACUUGAGUUGUUUUGAUACUCAUCACUUGGUGCUGCUGGGUCACGUUUUGGCAGUGGCUGGGUAUUUUCCUCCAGCUAUCAUAAAGACAGUAUUCGAUGUUUCUUUCCUAAGCAGAUUGAAUACUGAACUUGAAGUCCUGUCUGAUACCUUAAAGCAGAGGGUCCGCUCACAGCUUAUGAAACUGAACAGAGCAGUCUGUCUGGAAUGUCCGGAGUUUCACAUCCCUUGGUUUCAUGAGCGCUAUUUCAAACAUGUGUUGUGUAAAGGCAUUAGCCGAAUAAAUCCACUGCGACAGCAUGUUCACAGAAUGCUGGCAGAGAUCUUAGGAGGGAGCCAUUAUGCAAGAGUAUCUGUUCUGACACCAUACUACUAUGAAAUAGAUUUUGAAUGCAUUCUGGAUAAAAAUAAAAAGCCACUUUCUUACAUGGCUCAGAAUAUACUUACGGAUGAUUUGAGAGAAAUACAGUUGAGACAUGACAUCAAGAAUGAACAGAGAGAGGCAUUGCCACAAGGGGCUCAGAGAAUUGCUUUGGAAUUUCUGGAUUCAAAAGCUUUUAGUAAAGAUUCAAACCGCCUGAAAGGAGAACCUGCAGUGAAAAAACGACACCUGGAAAUCCUGGGAUACCGGGUCAUUCAGAUUCCUCACUUCGAGUGGAAUUCCAUGGUUCUGUCCACAAAACCUGAGCAGAUGGAGUAUCUGAGGAAACGUCUGUAUGAAACACAGUGAUACCAAUGAUAAACAGAGAUAACGUGGGUGAUAAUGUCAGGGGAGGGUGUUGUGCAGUGAGGAACCUCCAGCUGCUUGCUUUUUCUAACCUGUGAUAUGGCGUGGGCUAAAGAAGUAAAGGCUUGAAUCCUCUGGAAUGCCUUACAUACCUGAAAGGUAAAGUAGCUUGAGAGGUCUGCCAGUCACGCAGUCCCAUUAAUACCUGUAGUCUAGUUCAGUGCAACUUGGAAAGGAUAAUAGGGAUGAGGAGGAAGUACUGCUUAUGUCAGACAUAAUAUGAUGGUACCCAUCAGUGACUGAAUAGUUUGUGAAAAUGUUUGUAAUUAUCAGUUGGAGCACUCCUUUCUAAUAGUAAUAAAACAAAAUUAAUCUGUGUAAGCCACCGUGUGCCCCAGUGGCGCAAGUGGUAGGAAUGCCACCUUGCAACACCAGGGCCCGGGGUUCGAAUCCCCCCUGUGGUGCAAGUGGUAGAAGUGCCGCUCUGCAGCACAGAGGCUCGAAUCCUGGGAGUUGGACUCGAUGAUCUCUAAGGUCCCUUCCAACCCACACGAGACUAUUACUAUUAUUACUAUUAUGGUGAUGGUGCUUCUGAUAUAACUGACAAGGGCUGUUGUAGAAGAGGGCUUUGGGGAAAUACUGCUGAAUGUUCAGCAUAUAGAAGGGCUGUAUGCACACUGGGGGGUUGGACUCAGUGAUCUCUGGAGGUCCCUUCCAACCCCUAUAAUUCUGUGAUUGUAUUUGUGUAAUAUGGAAAAGAUAAUUAUAGAAGGUGGGAUAUCAGAAGGUAAGCUACAAGUCCAGGGACUGUUGUGUGAUUCUGCUUCUGUACAGGUGGGUAUUGUGUAGCAACCAGAGAGCGUAAAAAGUGACAGUGGCUGUAGCUGAAGGGAUCAGUCAGGGAUGGUUAUGGGCUUGAGGUGGACCCUGCAGGUCAGGUAUGUUCAAUUUGCGUAUGAAUCAAGUUAUGGGUACCCACAAUGUGGAUAGAAUUAAAACUGUCUAAGAGUGGAUUCAGAAAGUGUAUCUACACAAAAUAUAAGACAUUGUCAUGUGAAAUUUUAACAGCAUUAAAAACAAAGUUUAAUUGUUACUGGUUUAAUGUUUAAACAUUAAAAUGCAUCGAUUAUUUCUUAGAUAGGUGCUUACUGGUGAUCAACUGUUCUAGCAUUUUUCAUGAAUCUUACUAAUGACAUCAGAUCUCUGAGAAAACUUUCCAUUAAAUAAUUGCUUUGGAAAUAAAUACAAAAGCAUUAAAAAAAAGAAAAAAA
Molecule: messenger RNA, 4036 nt
Organism: Coturnix japonica (Japanese quail)
Lineage: Eukaryota; Metazoa; Chordata; Aves; Galliformes; Phasianidae
Gene: FASTKD1
Product: FAST kinase domains 1
Biological process (GO): regulation of mitochondrial mRNA stability; mitochondrial RNA processing
Cellular component (GO): ribonucleoprotein granule; mitochondrial matrix
Molecular function (GO): RNA binding
Source: RefSeq, a predicted model, not a curated record